Striga hermonthica is the source of this 1509-nucleotide messenger RNA. The record is from the annotation of a GenBank genome assembly. NCBI's taxonomy places the organism in Eukaryota, Viridiplantae, Streptophyta, Magnoliopsida, Lamiales, Orobanchaceae.
AUGGCGAAAUCCACAACCAGCGCCGCCGCGCGUUUCCCCUCGAUUGAGAAAUGCGACGCCUCCGGCGUGCGCCGCCGCUCGAUCGCGGCGGAUCUGGACGGGACGCUCCUCAUCUCCCGCUCCUCCUUCCCUUACUUCAUGCUUGUUGCCAUCGAGGCCGGCAGCCUCCUCCGCGGCCUCGUCCUCCUCCUCGCCUUCCCCCUGAUCGCCGUCGCCUACGUCUUCGUCUCCGAGGCGCUCGCCAUCCAGAUGCUGAUCUACAUUUCCUUCUCGGGACUCAAGGUGCGGGACAUCGAGCUCGCUUCCCGCGCCGUGCUGCCGCGGUUCUACGCGAGGGACGUCAGGGCCGAGAGCUACGCCGUGUUCGAGGCGUGCGAGCGGAAGGUGAUCAUCACGGCGAACCCGACGAUAAUGGUGGAGCCCUUUGUGAAGGAGUUCCUGGGCGGGGACAAGGUGAUCGGGACUGAAAUCGAGGUGGAUCCAAAGACUAGAAAGGCGACGGGGUUCGUGAAGAAGCCGGGGGUUCUGGUUGGGAAGUGGAAGAAAUUGGGGGUGCUCGAGGAGUUUGGGGAGGAGACUCCGGAUAUCGGGAUUGGGGAUCGGGAGUCGGAUCACGAUUUCAUGUCCAUCUGCAAGGAGGGGUACAUGGUGCACCCGAGCAAAACCGCGAAGCCGCUCCCACUCGAGCGCCUCAAGAGCCGGCUGAUCUUCCACGACGGGCGUCUCGUCCAGCUCCCGACCCCGGUGAACGCCCUCAUCACGUACGUGUGGCUUCCGUUGGGCUUCGCCCUCUCCCUCGUCCGCGUCUACUUCAACCUCCCCCUCCCGGAGCGCAUCGUCCGCUACACGUACCCGAUGCUGGGGAUCAACCUGGUGGUUCGCGGGCCCCGCCCACCUCCCCCCUCCUCCGGCCACCCGGGCAACCUGUACGUCUGCAACCACCGCACGGCCCUCGACCCCAUCGUCAUCGCCAUAGCCCUCGGCCGCAAGGUCUCGUGCGUCACCUACAGCGUCAGCAAGCUCUCGAGGUUCCUGUCCCCGAUUCCCGCCGUGGCCCUCACCCGCGACCGCGAGGCCGACGCAGCCAUGAUCCGGGCCCUUCUGCAGAAGGGCGAUUUGGUCGUCUGUCCCGAGGGGACCACGUGCCGCGAGCCGUACCUCCUGAGGUUCAGCGCACUGUUUGCGGAGCUCAGCGACCGGAUCGUGCCUGUGGCCGUCAACAUCAAGCAGGGGAUGUUCCACGGGACGACCGUGCGGGGGGUGAAGUUCUGGGACGCGUAUUUCUACUUCAUGAAUCCGAGGCCGACGUACGAGGUGACGUUCCUGGAGAGGCUGCCGGAGGAGAUGACGUGCGGGGCAGGGAAGACGGCGAUCGAGGUGGCAAACCACGUGCAGAAGGUGCUGGCGGGGGCGCUCGGGUUCGAGUGCACCCAGCUGACGAGGAAAGACAAGUACAUGCUGCUUGGGGGGAAUGACGGCAAGGUGGAGUCCAUGUACGCCAAGAAGUAG